AUGGAGGGUGGACAGACGGCUAGAGGCGCCAGGGUACCUAGGGUAUUUUCUGGAAUGGGCAGGGCUGGAAGUCGGCUAGGGUUAGACAACUGCUUGGAUGCACCGUUUGAGGAUGCGUUUGGCCAUCAGUACGAGACAGUUUCAGGUUUUAUAUGCGAAGCAUUUGGAUAUAUCCCAAGGACAGGUGAGACCAUCAAAGUGGUUCUUGAAAAGGAAGCUCAAGAAGAUGAGGAUGAGAAUACUGAAGGCAAGUCUGACAGACAAGAACUGAAGGAAAAGCACCAAAUAUAUAAACUUGAGUUAAAUUGCUUUAUUGCAUUUCACUUCAGUGUUUGGUAUGCCUGUGGGAUUGAUGAGAUAUUAGCUGGAAAUGCCAGAAAGGUCAGUGCUGUCCGGUUUGAACGGAUAAACAAUGGCGAGGCGAUGUUAGAAGCCAAAGAAGUAGCGCGCUUGGUUCCCAGGAUCAUGAAGAGAAAAUGGAGCAGUGAUGAAGAGUCCGAUGUUAGUGAUUAUGAUGAAGAUUCAUUCCAAAAGAGACCGGAGCAUAGUCUUUCUGAUUCCAAUCUAAUUGCCGAACAUGAAGAGGAUCGUGAGAGUUCAAGUAGACAGUAG
Messenger RNA from Dovyalis caffra, 612 nucleotides. The record is from the annotation of a GenBank genome assembly. NCBI's taxonomy places the organism in Eukaryota, Viridiplantae, Streptophyta, Magnoliopsida, Malpighiales, Salicaceae.